Messenger RNA from Octopus bimaculoides (California two-spot octopus), 899 nucleotides. RefSeq names its product NADH dehydrogenase [ubiquinone] flavoprotein 2, mitochondrial. Lineage: Eukaryota; Metazoa; Mollusca; Cephalopoda; Octopoda; Octopodidae. Gene Ontology annotation, cellular component: respiratory chain complex I. Gene Ontology annotation, biological process: mitochondrial electron transport, NADH to ubiquinone. The record is from RefSeq and is a predicted model, not a curated record. Gene Ontology annotation, molecular function: NADH dehydrogenase activity.
CUUUUCUAUGUUGGCAUGGGCUGGGCAUUUUUGUUGCAUUUUCUUGACUCGGUGUUGAAGAUGGAAAGGUUAGCCAGUCUCGUCUGUCGUCGACUGUUGCCAACUUUCAGUCACCAUGCCCGGCGCAGUCUUCACCGAACUACACCUGCAAGUAGUGAUGCUCUGUUCGUGCACCGUGACAGCAGCUAUAAUAAUCCCCAAACACCAUUUGAAUUCACUGCAGAAAAUCUGAAGAGAGCUGAAGCCAUAAUUUCCAACUAUCCUGAGGCCCAUAAAGCUGCAGCUGUUAUUCCACUUCUGGAUCUUGCGCAGAGGCAAUAUGGUUGGACUCCCAUCUCAGCAAUGCAUAAAGUAGCUGACAUGGUGGGAAUAUCACGUAUGAGAGUCUAUGAAGUAGCUACAUUCUACACUAUGUUUAACAGAGAACCUGUGGGCAAGAACCUUGUCCAGGUAUGUACCACAACUCCUUGUAUGCUAGGUGGCAUUGGCUCUGAUUUAAUCCUUGAAGCCAUAAAGAAAAAUCUUGGUAUUAACGUUGGUGAAACUACCACCGACAAUAUGUUUACUCUUACUGAAGUAGAAUGUCUUGGAGCUUGUGUGAAUGCUCCUAUGGUGCAAAUCAAUGAUGAUUAUUAUGAAGAUUUAACUGUUGAAGACAUAAAUAAUAUUUUGGAUGAUAUUAAAGUUGGUAAAAAGCCCAUAGCAGGACCACAAAGUGGUCAGCAACAUCGUUUUUCUUGUGAGCCAAAAGGUGGACUAACUUGUUUGACUACCCCACCUCCUGGACCAGGUUUUGGUGUGAGGGAAGAUUUAUGAAAACAAAAAAAUAGAGACCAUGUAUUACUUAGCUUUCUUUCAACACUGAAAUGUAUGAUGUAAAAUAAAUUUAUUACUGAAUA